AUAACCUACAAAAGUUGACGUUUAUAAUUUGUAAUUAGUACGUUAAAAAGUUGUCUGAAUAUAACGCAAAAUUGUUCUGUAAUUCUGCACUCUAUCUGGUAAAUCGAAUAGAAAGUAAUUUUUGUGAAAAAUGGAAAAAUCAGAUCCCUCAAACGAUGUUGAAUCACUUGCUGAUAUGUUCAAGGAAGGGUUAGACUUGUACACUGAACUUAACAAAACCAACGAACCCUCCAACAGUCCACAGUUUCAGGCAAAUCUAAGGAAAGCCAUAAGUAUUUUAGAAAAUGCCACGCGCUUGGUAUCAUUGAGUGGGAUAUUCAGUAGAAAUGAAGAAGUAGAGGAAGUUGCAACAACUGAUUUGCAAUAUUUUCUUUUACCAGCCCUAUUGGGGAGUUUAAACUUGAAAUUGACAACAAGAGAUCGCAAAGAAGUAGUAGAUGUGGCAGAAGUUUAUUUCAAUGAUUUCUUACAAAGAUGCACAGAUUAUGGAUUAACCAAUUACAAAAAAUCUACAGAAAACAGGUCAGCUGACAGUGAGCAAGAUAACAGAACUGAAUUGGAGAAAUUAGCAGAAAUGGCAAACACCCGUGCUAAUAAAAUUCAAAGAUUUAAUGAGAAAAAAGAACUGCAGUCAAAAUUGGAAACACUGAAAGAAAACAUGUCCAAUGAGAAUGUAGAUGAAGAAACAAAGAGAAACUAUUUUCUGACAAUGCUUAAAUUAUAUAUUCAUGAAGCCAUAGAUGAACUGCAGAGCAUUGACAUUGAAAAACCAAUUUUAGAACAUAUGGCCAGUAUAAAGAAUGAUGAAAGGUCUAAACCCAAAAGAAUGCCUGUGCAACCUCUUAGACCAGUAAUUAUUACAAAAGAUGAAGUUCAGAAAGCUGUUUUUGGAGCUGGGUACCCUUCUCUACCAACUAUGACCGUACAAGAAUUUUAUGACAAAAGAGUUAGGGAGGGAAUUUUUCCAGAUCCUAGCAAACAACCAGCAGGUCCUACCUCUUUGCAAGAAGCAAGUCUCGCUGGUAUGUCACUUAAUGACGAGGGCGAUGAAAUUGAAAAAGAAAAUAAAAUUGAAAAUGAUGAUGAAGAAACAUUAGCAAGGGCAAGGGCCAUGGACGAAUUUAAAGACGACCAUCGUAGGGGAUGGGGUAAUCGUAUGAAUAGGAGUUAAACUGAUGAUUUUUGUUGUAAUAACGCGCAAAAAAUGACUAAAUAUCUAAUCGUAUUUGUUAUUUCUUUAUGUUCAUAAUUCAUUUCAAUUUUUACAUGAACCAGAUAUAAGAUAAAUGAACUUUUUUGUCUGUGAAAUGUAUGUACCAUCACAAUUUGAAACUACACUUUUUUUUAAUUUUCUAAUACCUUUUCGAUUGCAAUGUACUAUAAAUAUUUAAAUAUGAGUAAGAAUGUGUAACAACAAAAUUAGUUGUAAUUUAACAUGUCUCUAUGUAUUGAUAAUUAAUUGGAAAUUGAAUAAAAUUGUUUAGAAUAA
Molecule: messenger RNA, 1489 nt
Organism: Agrilus planipennis (emerald ash borer)
Lineage: Eukaryota; Metazoa; Arthropoda; Insecta; Coleoptera; Buprestidae
Gene: Tap42
Product: immunoglobulin-binding protein 1
Exons: 2
Coding region: 131-1171 (346 amino acids)
Biological process (GO): regulation of dephosphorylation; regulation of signal transduction
Cellular component (GO): cytosol
Molecular function (GO): protein phosphatase 2A binding
Source: RefSeq, a predicted model, not a curated record